This is a messenger RNA of Entrophospora candida, 303 nucleotides long. The record is from the annotation of a GenBank genome assembly. NCBI's taxonomy places the organism in Eukaryota, Fungi, Glomeromycota, Glomeromycetes, Entrophosporales, Entrophosporaceae.
AUGGUGGCUCGUAAUACUCCUGAUGGUUAUGCUGACAUUAAAUGUGGUAGGUUAAAAAGGAAUAGAAACAGAUGUUUUUGUAGUCAUUUAAAAACUAAAUCAACUAAACCACUUUCUGACAAAGAACUACUUUCACAAGCUUUCAGUUUUUGCCUAGAAAAUAAAGCUAGAGAACUAGAAAAAGAGUUAUCAAUUACCAAAGAAGAAUUAAAAAUUGAAAGAGAAGAAAUAGUCAAGUUUCAGGAAAAUCUGAAGAGUGAAUUUAUCUUAGGUCAUCACAGGCAAUCAAGCACAAGAACUUAG